AUGGUGGAUCGACCGGCAUUAUGCUUGGAUAUGGAUCAGAGGGCAGUGUGUGCCGGAUGCCACCGGCCGAUCACGGACAGAUUCCUGCUCAGAGUCACUGACGGCCUCUGGCAUGAGGAGUGCGUGCGGUGCGCGGCGUGCGGGGACGCGCUGCACAACUCCUGCUUUCUGCGGGACCGCAAACUUUACUGCAAGCGGGACUAUGCUGAUCUGUUUGCAGUGCGUUGUGGGGGCUGUGCGGAGGCCAUCUCUCCCACAGAGCUGGUGAUGCGUGCAGGGGCCGCUGUGUUCCACCUGCGCUGCUUCACCUGCAGCGUUUGUUCCUGUCGCCUGCAGACUGGAGACCGCUGCGUCCUCAGGGAGGGACAGCUACUGUGUGCCAGAGAGGACUACCACCAGUGUCUGGCCAGCCCGACCUCCUCUGACACAGGUAAAAGUGACGAUGAAGAAGAGGAAGAGGAUGAGGAAUCCGGGAGGGUUACAAGCAGACGAGUUCGAUCAGAAGACCCGGAGAGCAAACGUCCCAAAAGGCCGCGCACUAUUCUGACCACUCAGCAAAGACGGACCUUUAAAGCAUCCUUUGAGGUGUCGUCCAAGCCUUGCCGGAAGGUAAGGGAGACCUUGGCAGCAGAGACUGGUCUGAGCGUCCGGGUUGUGCAGGUCUGGUUCCAGAACCAAAGAGCCAAAAUGAAGAAACUGGCCCGGAGACAGCAGCAGCAGCAGCAGCAGGAGCAGCAGCAGCAGACUCAGGAGCAGCGGGAGCACACAUCGCAUCACACAGCGCCCUCCUGUGGCGGUAUGACCUCUGAGAUGCAGCGCCUGGGGUCCUCCUACGUCCACAUUCAGCAGCAGCAGCAGCAGCAGCAGAUGGGACUCACCACACUGGAGCAGCAGGACUUUGACAUGGACCCGUUCAGACAGGGCCUGACCCCACCUCAGAUGCCAGGGGAUCACAUGCACCCCUACGGUUUCAAAGGUCUGUACGGUGACAUGGACAGAGACCCUCUGUGUCAUGUGGCUGACAGCGACUGCCUGCACCUGGGUGACUCCUCUCUGCUCACCCCCAUCGACCGCCUCUACUCCAUGCAGGACUCUUACUUCACCUCCUGA
Chelmon rostratus (copperband butterflyfish) is the source of this 1110-nucleotide messenger RNA. RefSeq names its product LIM homeobox transcription factor 1, alpha (gene lmx1a). The record is from RefSeq and is a predicted model, not a curated record. Gene Ontology annotation, biological process: regulation of transcription by RNA polymerase II; neuron differentiation. NCBI's taxonomy places the organism in Eukaryota, Metazoa, Chordata, Actinopteri, Chaetodontiformes, Chaetodontidae. The transcript has 8 exons. Gene Ontology annotation, molecular function: RNA polymerase II transcription regulatory region sequence-specific DNA binding; DNA-binding transcription factor activity, RNA polymerase II-specific. The coding region runs from base 1 to 1110 and encodes 369 amino acids. Gene Ontology annotation, cellular component: nucleus.